Messenger RNA from Parnassius apollo (apollo), 1491 nucleotides. Lineage: Eukaryota; Metazoa; Arthropoda; Insecta; Lepidoptera; Papilionidae. The record is from the annotation of a GenBank genome assembly.
AUGGAUUGCUAUAUGCCCAACAAUCCCCAGUACGGGCUCGUGGAGUACUGCCCCGGGUGCCACGGCCUCUGCUGCGACCCUCUGCAGCCCUGCAGCUGUGUGGAGCAGGUCCGCGAGUUCACGGAAGACGAGUGCUGCCAGCAAGAAAACGAGAACUGCUGCCCGGAGAAUGGCGAGGAGUUAAACGCGCUGACAGAGUCGAUCGCUCCGUGCGAUGUGAACCUAGACGCGACUGGCGAGGGCGGCUGGCCCGGCGACGACAUGGGCUCCUUCUCCCUGCCGCCGCUAGAGCUGGACCCCCUCCCUUCGCUGUUUCCAUUCUCGCCGUGUUCCGGGUACAACCGAAAUAACGGGAGUGAAUGCCGGGAGAGGGGUGGAGGGGAGGCGGCCGACGUACUCCUCUCCUUGAAACAUGCCGUGGUUCAUGGAGACUGCGCUUCAGAGACCGUCCAUCCACAGCAGAUGAUGGUGAACGGCGGUGGGGGCUACCCGUACUACGAACACUACAGUGGCGCGCCGCUUUUUCCCACCAUGAGCGUCAACGUCUCCAUGAAUAUGACUAUGCACGGAUGUCCGCCUGACCAGCUCUGUUCUCAGGUUCAAUGGAACCAGAACGCAUCUACGCCGUCCGUCAACGUCGUAUACCCUCAAGCUCAAAACGUCAUAAGUCCAACCUCAUAUCCCUCAGCGACGUACUCCUUUACAGCGGACUUUCGACCGCCCAACCAAUCUGAUCCUCUGAUCACUGCUUCUUCCACCUUCAAACCUCUACAAAUCCAAAACCCCCAAAAAACAAAUCCAAACUAUUCAAUAUUUCAACAAAAACCGAAUUUUACGAGCCAAAAGACGUUAGGGCCGAUGCUGAAGCGAUCACCAUCAAAGAUGUAUAUGCAGGAGGGUCAGAAAGACCAGAAUAUGGGGAAUGGUUACACGAUAUUGAAUCAUCAAGGUCAGAUGCAUACGCAAGACUACGGAUACACUGCUUGUGUUAACUCAUCUGGAAAAGUCCAGGUGGGAGCCCUCAGUGGAUGCUCAGAAGACGACGAGCAAAAACCGAAUCUGUGCCGGAUCUGUGGCAAGACUUAUGCCCGUCCGAGUACACUGAAAACGCACCUGCGGACUCACUCAGGAGAACGGCCUUACCGAUGUGGGGACUGCAACAAGAGCUUCUCUCAGGCGGCCAACCUUACAGCACAUGUAAGGACGCAUACUGGUCAGAAACCAUUUCGGUGUCCGAUUUGCGAUAGGCGCUUCAGCCAAAGCUCAAGCGUAACCACGCAUAUGCGGACGCAUUCUGGUGAAAGACCGUACCAGUGUAGAUCAUGUAAGAAGGCAUUCUCCGACAGCUCGACGCUGACAAAACAUUUGAGGAUACAUUCAGGAGAAAAGCCAUAUCAAUGUAAAUUAUGCUUGCUCAGGUUCUCACAAUCUGGCAAUCUUAAUCGACACAUGCGCGUACAUGGCAACAUAUCGGGCGGAGUUCUUGGCUGA